Molecule: messenger RNA, 3833 nt
Organism: Sinocyclocheilus grahami
Lineage: Eukaryota; Metazoa; Chordata; Actinopteri; Cypriniformes; Cyprinidae
Product: DENN domain-containing protein 2C-like
Exons: 17
Coding region: 550-2991 (813 amino acids)
Source: RefSeq, a predicted model, not a curated record
UCCACUCGAGAGGAACCGAAGCUCAGAUGGGGAACUGACAGCACAGGAGGAGGACUAGCCGAGCACAUCCACUCCUCAAGGAACGCCGAUAGCAGUUUCUGUCGGGAAUAUAAACAACACCAGGAGUUACAUUGUUGCCAGUUGCCGGGAGUUAUUUGUUACUUUGAAACCCGUCAGUUACUCGCUGUGAAAGUGAAUGGAUACAAGGUUUUUUUUUCCCCGAGGAAGUUUUUAGCCGACUGGCUAACUAAACAGCCGUGAGAUAUGAAGACUUCGGGUUCACAACAGAGUUACAGACUCAGUAUUUACUCUAAAUGAACUCUUAUGAAAACUUUUAUUUCAGCGGAGUCGGACAUAUGUAUUGUGAAACAGCGGACAAGUUUGCCUAAAUUCCAAAGUGAAGGAAGAAUGGCAGAGGAACUGAAUCCUACAGGAAAAGGGUUCUUCUGUGAACUUUAUUAACUUCUUUGCACCACGAAGGAAGGGUUUCUUCCUUGAUCGCUGUUGGAAUGGCACACAAUCCUGCAGUGUGACGGCAGCCUGGUCGUCAUGCUGGCCCUUGGAGUGGACCAUGUAGAAAGAGGGGCGAAUGUCGUCGCAGGAGGACCAGGAGGGAAGACGGUGACGACGGCAGCGUGGCCGAUCACACGAGAACUUGCCGUCAAUAUUAAACAGAAAAUCUCCCAAUGGGAGGGUCUCAGCCAGCAGGAGGACAUCCAAAGUGGGAAUAUUAAGCCCCAGCGGACUCUUGCAUCUCGUAGGCUUUCAGGGGACCUCCUUGGAAAUGGACUUGACGGCAAUGAUGGAGGUUAUAACAAAGCAACUGUAUCAAAAGCCAAAAGUCUGGGUUUAGAUUUCAGGGAAAACCAGAUGACUAUUAGACCGGUUACAGGAGAAACCCAAUCUGAUUUCCUAAGAAAUCUAACUCAUUCGAAUAAAACUUCUGUGACUAAGCCUUUAAGCACUGUAACCCAAGUCCAAGUGGCUAAACUGAAUAUUAAAAGCAAUAAUAUCAAGACAAACAAUUUCACAGAUGACAAAAUUACAUCUCUACCUCAAUGUGUAGAUGAUCCAGAGGCAUCAUUGCCUCCGGGGAACUUUUACACCUCCAGGGGUUUCUGGAAACGACUGGAGGCAGAUGAAUCUUUGUGGGGGAAGGAUUCCUCAAUGGUGACUAAGUGUCUUGGUGAAAUUGGACCUUCUUCUCCUCCACCUAAACCACAGCGCACAUUCCAGUACAAGGGUGCGAGCAGUCCGCCCGGCCAGUGGAUCCAGUUGGAGGACCAGACUCCGUCAGUCAGCAAAUCAAAUCAAGUCCGGAAGCAUGACAUCAUAUUAAAGCCACCCAGCUGUCCACCUCCUCCUAGUCCAGUCAACACUAUCAACGGGUUUUCCAGAAACAGAAAGAACAGCUUUGCGUCAGAAGACAGCUUGGAGAGUUUAUCUCUUGUAAACAGGAUCCAGGAGAUAUUUGAAGCCAAAAGAGGAAGGAAACGAGUAUGGGCGACAACAACCAGAGAUGAAUUGAGUGGAACAGAGAGUGAUCCUGAGGAGAGCUCUAAAGAUCGUUCCCAGCGCACAGUGUACAUUCAAUCAACUUUAAAGCGACGGCCGAGUUACCGCACUUUAGAGAGGGACCUGAUCCAACUACAAGAGCAGCAGCUUUUCCAGCAAUUUGUAGUGGUGUCGCUUAGAAAAGCUUCCCCUGGAAACACAUACAUCCCUGAGAUCACACAACAGUUCCCUACGAAGUUUGAGAGGUCUUCUCGUCUGUCUCGUGAGGCUGAAGACAGAUUAAGGGCGAUUCCCAAGUUUUGUUUUCCUGACUGUUAUGACUGGCGUCCCUCCUCGGACCACACCAGUGAAACGUUUUCUUUUGUCCUAACGGGGGAGGAUGGGAGUCGCUUAUUUGGAUACUGCCGCAAAAUCCUGCCCAGUGGGAAGGGGAAGAGACUGCCUGAAGUUCACUGCAUCAUCAGCAGACUGGGCUGCUUCAAUCUCUUCUCAAAGAUCUUGGAGGAGGUGGAGAGGAGGAGAGAGAUUUCCCCUGCCUUGGUUCAUCCUUUCAUGCACUGUGUCAUGGAAGCUCCCUUCCCUGCUCCUGGACGCACCAUCACCGUCAAGAGCUUCCUGCCGGGCUCUGGCAAUGAGGUUCUGACGCUGUGCAGGCCGGUGGACUCUCGUUUGGAGCAUGUGGACUUUGAGAGUUUGCUGCAGUGUCUCAGUGUGACCAGACUCCUGCAGGUCUUCGCUUCUCUGCUACUGGAGAGGAGGGUGAUCUUCAUCGCAGACAAACUCAGUGUCUUAUCCCGAUGUGCCCAUUCUGCCUUGGCUCUGCUGUAUCCCUUCACAUGGCAGCACACAUUCGUACCGGUGCUCCCUGCCAGCAUGCUGGACAUAUGCUGCUCUCCCACUCCUUUUGUGAUGGGGGCGCUGUCUCCAUCCCUGCCUGAGGUGCUGGAUAUGCCCAUCGAGGAGGUUCUUAUUGUGGAUUUGUGUGCGGACAAGUUUGUUGUUCAGCUUGGAGACGAAGACUGUAUCUUACCUAGAAAGCUGCAGGCAGCGCUUCAGGAGAUACUGGACAACAGGGAGGAGAUCCUAGAACAAAACACAAGAGACAGGAAUGGAGAUAAAUCAGACCUGAGCACAUUGGUGUCAGAGGCGUUUGUGUGGUUCUUUGUUGAGCUGGUGGGACAUUAUUCUCUCUACAUGAGCGACACAGGACCCGGUGGGACCCGAGAGCUGCAGAGAGACGCUUUCAGGAAAUCUCAUCCUUCCCGAGGAGUGCGACAGUUUCUCCAGCUCUUCAUGGACACGCAGAUGUUUGCUGGUUUCAUUCAUGACCGAGAGCUCAGAAAAGGGGGUGUUAAAGGGCUGUUUGAAAUGAGAGCAGCAGAAUAUCUGGAUUCGUAUCCUGAACCUGAACCAAGUGGAGUCAACAAAUUUCUCAAGGGGCUCGGAAAUAAAAUGAAAUUCUUGCAGAAGAAAUAGAGAACUGUGUCAAGACGCCAAGUAUGAGCGGCUUUUAUUCAAAAGUGUGUGAUGACUCAACCAGCAUGUCAGUUCCUCUUCCAUAGCCAACACGCAAAAGGGUGGAGAUGAGGUCAAGACUGGAAUCAGCUUGUUCUGCCCUGAAAAUUCUCUGGCUUGGAUUUGCCAUCCCAUCACAAAAGAGGAAAAGACUGGAAAUGAGUUUAUAAGCACAAGGAACAAAGACGACUGAAUUAGAACAAAGAGGAAAAGGAGGAGUCUGUGUCGUGUUAUUGUAAUUUUGAUAAAUAAGGAAAAAACUGACUAUGAAUGCAUAAUAACAAGAGUUGGGUUAAUGGCCAUGUCAGAGGUCUUAUGUGUUUUUAUUGUCUUUAAUAUAAUUUUUAUUAAACCAUACAAUAAGGUAAGCUUAUUUCCAGCUGGAAAUGUGUUGUUAAAAAGAAGAUAUGAUGAAGGAUGACUUCUAUUCCCCUUCAGGAAUUAAUUUAUGAUUCUUUAUAUGCACAGAAAUGGCCUUUCCAGUUAUGUCAACCUUUUUUUUUUUUGUGCCAAAUUUUCUGUUUUGUCAAAUAACAAUGCAAGUGUUUUCAGAGGCUUUUACAUUUUGUACAGUUGUGUUUUUAGACAAACUAGACUUUUUGUAACAUUUGGGGGGGAAAAACAGCUUUCUGAUGCAAUGUUGGACAGGAAGUGUGAAACAAACAAUGUGAGCUUGAUGUGGAAAUUGAACAUUUUGAUGAAUGUCAAGAGAAUGAGAAUGUAUAGGGUGCAUGGGUUUAAAACAUAUGGGAAGCUUAUAUUGAAAGGAGUAUACAGUGUUAUUAAAAACUACACUUACAGCA